Psilocybe cubensis is the source of this 2004-nucleotide messenger RNA. RefSeq lists its product as uncharacterized. The record is from RefSeq and is a predicted model, not a curated record. The transcript is spliced from 7 exons. The coding region runs from base 1 to 2004 and encodes 667 amino acids. NCBI's taxonomy places the organism in Eukaryota, Fungi, Basidiomycota, Agaricomycetes, Agaricales, Agrocybaceae.
AUGGUUAGUGCGUAUGAUCUCUAUACCGCCACUCUGAAAAGAGGAGGAGGAAAGGGGAAAGCUCACGAAGAUGCUGGCACAUCCAAAAAGCAGGCUUCCUGCGGAGAAGCAAAUAGUACGCCUGAACAGCUGUGUCGACAGUUCAAGAAAUCACUUUCGAACGAUAAAGUUGCAGUCCACUUUGUCGGCUCGUGGGAUACUGUUUCGUCUGUCGGUGUAUUAAAAGGAGAAAACCUACCGGAAACAACAAAUGGGAUGAAGCAUGUUUGCGCCUUCCGGCAUGCUUUGGCUCUUGAUGAGUUAAGGGUUAAAUUCCUACCCGAAUACGCUAACGGCGGGGAGGGCCCUCCACCGCCGCCUCAAGCCUCCCAAUCUUCUGAUACUUUCAACCCGUUUCAUAAUACAAAAUCGACAACUCAGGGGCGAAAACAUGGAGGCAACAUCAAGGAGGUUUGGUUUGCCGGAUCGCAUUCUGACGUUGGUGGCGGAAUAGCUGAAAAUUUGGAGAACAACAGCUUCGGUCCAUCUCUUCGCUGGAUGACUUAUGAAGCCAUUUUAUGGGGACUUCGUAUGAACCCCUUUCACAAUAAAUGGGUUCUUCCCACUUCCAUUUCGUCAAUGGAUUGGCGAUGGAACGUACUUGAAGUCCUUCCAAUAUCUCAUCUUUCCUACAAAAAUAGCGUUGCUGUGACGAGAAUUCCUCAUUUGAAGUCUCCACGGCAAAUCAAGCCUGGCCAACGGAUCCACGAGUCCGUGUUCGAACUGAUUGAUCGCAAGCCCAAGUAUCGUCCCAAAGCCAAGCUUCCAGAGGGUCUCAAUGGUUGGAAAAAGGAACAUUUGGAGGCAUAUAUCGAGGUUGAUCCUUACAUUCAACCAAACAAAAUUCUCGAUGCCAUUCAAGGAAACGAGGAAGGGGUUGAUUAUGACGGACUUCUCAACUUGUCAAAAACUGGUAAAUUUAGUGUCUUGUCGCAACACUGUACAAAGAUUUUAACGACAGUCGAUGAUUAUCUAGAAAUCGGUAUAAUGGCAAUCCGCGAGCGCCAGGAAGCCGAGAGCAUCUUGGCUACAGCCCUUGUCAAUGAAUCUCGGAAGUCUCACUCCACUGAGAGGAAUGCGCGCGUGGCUACAAUCUCAAAAAUAUUGGAUAAAUGUUUUGACAUAAUUCCCGUGGAGUUUCUGACUGACGAAAAUCCUGAACCACCACCGUCUGCCUGGGCGAUUCUGGACACCCUGUAUCCAGAGCCUUCCCCUGCACGAUCGAAAUUUUUACAUAGGUUUGCCGAUCGCAAUACCAGGUUGGAACAAACAGAGAAAGAAAUUGAAAAGUAUAGCAAGGCAUUGGAAACUGGUUCUGAUGCAUCUAAGCGCGUUCGUCUUGGAUACGUCAAGAAACUCGUGGUGGGACUGUUGGAUUUGUUGGUACUUACCACUCCUCAUAUCGACGGUACCUACAAGGCAGCUUUACACGAUCUGUACAAAAAGGCACUUCGGUUUCCCGAGCUGUCAUAUUCCGAUCGAUCCGCGCUCAUCAAAUCUAUGGCAAACGGCAUAAACAAGAACUACGAUAUAGGUUUAGAAGGUUUUCUCGAUGAAAGGAUUUCCUUAACGAAAAGCCUAUUUAAACUCACGCCUCCGGAGAAUGCUAGCCGAGACGAUUACCUACACGACCUUCUUCCCACAUUAUAUCAACGGUUUGAAGAGACAUCGCAACCUAAAGAUAUAGACGAAAUACUUUCCUUUAACUCGGAAAUUCUCGACCUGCUAUCUGCGUCACAAACUCAUGCAGGAGCCAUUAGUCUUGCUUGUACCUUAGCGUCCUCCUAUAUGGCUCAGUUCAAGCUCACAGGCCAGUUCACUCAUGUCGACGAAGCACUCUUGCAUUUGCAAGGAGGCAUUCUCAGCUCCCGCCCAUCGGACCCUGAUCGCGCGGACCUUUUGGACAUACAGGGUGUUGUAAGUAUAAUGCGCAGUGGUGGUAAAAGAUGUAGAUUCACGACGUAG